AUGGGGCCUACGUCAAAGCGCUCCUGGAAUACGCCAACCAAGUUGUCUAGUCAGGACGAACGAAAGGCGUCACCCUCAUUGAGCGUGUCCAGUGGCCGCUACGAGAAUGGACGCACGAAAGAUGUAACCCUCAUUGAGCGUGUCCCGCGAGCAGCUACGAAAAUGGUUGCCGGUUUCAAAUCCGUGGACUACGAAACGUGUCCGGCGGUGCUUGACCUCUUUCCCCAGGGGUAUCCUCGCCCUCGAGGGGACCUAAUUCUUACUUAUGCCCCGAUUAAACAAGGUUUGGCCAACGGGCUUUUCAAUAUUGACCCAGCAAAUACACGGCGGGGACAUAAUGAGAAAAUUUUUAAGCUCAGGCGAAAUGUUUUCUCGCUUCGGGUGGUAGCUGCGUGA
Messenger RNA from Opisthorchis viverrini, 396 nucleotides. RefSeq lists its product as hypothetical. Lineage: Eukaryota; Metazoa; Platyhelminthes; Trematoda; Opisthorchiida; Opisthorchiidae. The transcript has 2 exons. Bases 1 to 396 code for a protein of 131 amino acids. The record is from RefSeq and is a predicted model, not a curated record.